AUGUCUGACAGAUCCACAUACAGAAACAUCUUCCUGCACCUUGCCUCAACAGGAGCCACUUUUGGAGGCUUAUACCAGGCGGGCUCAAUCACUGAGGAGAUAUUCCUCUGGAUGCUCCAAAAUGUGCUUCUAGUUGCAGAACAGCCAUUAACUGUCACACACCGAGCUUCAAGUCGAGUCAUCACCCGUACUACACAUGUGGUUGAGCUUGGAGAUUAUGAUGUCUCCUCUGCAGGGCCCAUUCAAGUGACAGAUGAAGUUUCUUCUUUGCGAGUCCUGAGCUACUCUGUUUCAGGCCAAGAGAAUCACUUCCGGGAUGGGGUCCGCGCAAGGGAUGGAAGAUGUGUCAUUACCGGAGUACUCAACCAGUUCGCGCCAUUUGGCAGGUGGAAUGCAUUCAAGGCUGCACAUGUGUUCCCCCUGCAGCAUGAAAGUAUAUGGAUUGAUCAAGGCUACGGCCGUUGGGUUACAAAUAUGGCAAAUGAGGUUGGACUGUCGCGGAUAAACUCAACCCAGAACGGAUUGCUGCUAAAAAGUGAUGUCCAUGAUCUUUUUGAUUCAUAUAUGCUUUCAAUAAACCCUGAUGACGGAUACAAAAUCAUAUCAUUUGGCCCAGAUAUUCUUGGGGUUGAUGGAAGGAUACUCGACCCAAUUUGUCGCAACCCGAAUGAUAAUAAUCGUGUGUCCGAUGAAUUACUGCAAUGGCAUUUUCGGCAAGCUGUGCUUGCUAACAUGAAGGGCGCAGGGGACCCUGUUUUUGAGUCUGAUUUUCCCCCUGGCACUGACAUGAUAGCAGAUAUCCGCAAGGGCCCAUCUAGCCAGCAAAGGUUUGAAAUGGAAAUGGCGUCAAGACUACAAGGCUUCUCAAGCGAAGGCCAGGUCUGAUACACAAUCAAAUAGCAACAGGGAGGUAUCCGGAGCAAAAAGGGAAGUGGUUGACACCAAACACAUAUAGAUUUAAUACCCCACAGUCAGAUUGACAACAAAACCAGUAUCCACAAACA
Molecule: messenger RNA, 1004 nt
Organism: Coccidioides immitis RS
Lineage: Eukaryota; Fungi; Ascomycota; Eurotiomycetes; Onygenales; Onygenaceae
Exons: 3
Coding region: 1-885 (294 amino acids)
Source: RefSeq, a predicted model, not a curated record